AUGGGAAUGACACACCCUAUCUGGAGAUACAUUGCAUUUCAAGUUAACAGGUCUCAGCGUCGCAUCCUGCCGACGUGGUCGCACCUAAAGAAUUGUUAUCAGGACCCUACGGAGAAGAUCUUUGUGGGAAGCAGCCGAGGAGAUGUCGAGCUCUGCGUCGGACCCUGCGACGAAAAGCCCCUGCCAGACAUUCACAAUCCGGAAGACAUCGAGAAGGUUCGAGAUGAGCACAAGAGCAGACGGUUCGUGGUGAAAUUCUCAAUUUUAGCCGACUGGUCUCCUGUCUUCAAAAGUAUGCUCUUUGGUGGGUUUGCAGAAUCAAAGCCCGCGCAUGGUUCUUGGGUUGUACACCUGCCUGAUGACGAUGUCUGGGGAAUGUUUGUUAUACUCGCCAUCGCCCACGGCUGGGAUUCGGCCGUGCCUCGAACUCUAGAGGAUCUCGAGCUGCAACAAGUGAUCAGACUGGCGGACAAAUAUCUCAUCGACCGUCGCUUGGGUGUCUGGUAUCGACAAUGGCUGCCCACCUCCAUGGCGGCCACCAAUCUUCCCGUCGCUCUAUGCACCAACGCCACUCUUGAACGUGAUUGGGAUCCCAACUGCCCCGUGGAUUUGCUCGUUUCGAGCACGUACUUCUGGCCAAGUCGCAACUUCAACGGACAAGAGGUUCUCAAACGAGCGAGGAAGUCGAUGCGGGCUGCAUUGCUCAAGUAUUUGUCCGACAAGAUACGAGACUGUUACGUAUCCAGGGCCUGUCGAGGGACUGGAGAACGCUCCUCUCAAGAAACUUGUUCAGCCCUCAUUCUUGGUUAUGUCAUGAUCACCUGCAACCGAUUCCACCUCUACAGCGACGUCCUGCUUUCUGGGGCGAGCCCGUACGAAAAGACUUACUUGGAUUCCAGCCCGUUUGAGCUUAUCGAGGUGAUCAAGUACAUGCGGAUAUGUAUGCCACACGCUGAAGGUCAUGAUUUCGACCCCUUCCACGACUUGGACGACGCGGUUGCGAAGAUGUGGGAGACCUUGCCGUCUCCGUUGUCACCGCAGACCCGACAAAUAUUGCAGGAGAAUGCUGAGAAGUCCGGAUACAUAAAGAAGAGCAAGUUGCCGGCCGUGGAUGUUGAGAGCUGGAGAUUACAAGUGGAGAACACCACAGGAGCAAACAUGACCCAUAGAGACGACAUUUUAUUGGCUGCGCUGAAGUCGGCGCCAUCCUUGGACGACCGGGAGAAGGAGAUUAUGCUCGCUGCAUGGAAGCUUGCCGAAGAGAUUGCUGAAAUUCGACGAUCGCAUUGGGAUGCUUCAAGGGCGCGCGUCGCUGCUCUCGAGAACAGCGACCCAGACGAGAUUCGACAUGCCAUGUACAGCAGCAUCCAGGAACAGUACGUCGUGGCCGUCCAAUGCGAUCAGCGACAAGACGCGUUCGCGCGGCAGUGGGAACCGACGUCAUCUGUGACCCAGCCCGACGACCAACGCGCUAUCGCCGAGGAGCAGCCCACGGAGGAGCAGAACACAGACGAUGAUGCUUCCAUGGAGCCUGAGUCGCCCUCGCCCAGCGAAGCCGUGAGCGACAACUCCGACGACUUGGCAUCUGAAGUUUCCGACGUCCCCGCACAACCGAUUUCUCCUCUGAGGGCGAACCAGAGUAGGAAACGCGGAUCGGAAAAUGUUGGAGAAUUCUCAACCCCCAGGAAGGUCAAGGCGGUCGCGACAGACGUCGAGAGCUCGAAGGCUGCAUCACAGGUGUCACCAAAGAAGCCCUCCGAGAGACCUAAAUUUGGCACAGGGAUAACCGCCUUCAAGAUUCCGAACAAGAACCAAAAAGCUUCCAAGGUGCCGUCUGUCAACCCUCUCGACAAUCAAGGUUCGAAAACGACCGUCUCGGCUGCUUCGGGAUUUGCUCCAUUCGAGAUCCGGCCCCGAGCAAACGGAGCCGCGCCAUCGCGAAAACGGAGCCAACCUUUCUCCUGGGACAAGACGAAGUGA
Molecule: messenger RNA, 1980 nt
Organism: Colletotrichum karsti
Lineage: Eukaryota; Fungi; Ascomycota; Sordariomycetes; Glomerellales; Glomerellaceae
Exons: 5
Coding region: 1-1980 (659 amino acids)
Source: RefSeq, a predicted model, not a curated record